Melanotaenia boesemani (Boeseman's rainbowfish) is the source of this 3268-nucleotide messenger RNA. It is a transcript of the gene epx, whose product is annotated as eosinophil peroxidase. The record is from RefSeq and is a predicted model, not a curated record. Lineage: Eukaryota; Metazoa; Chordata; Actinopteri; Atheriniformes; Melanotaeniidae. The transcript is spliced from 17 exons. Gene Ontology annotation, biological process: response to oxidative stress. Gene Ontology annotation, molecular function: heme binding; peroxidase activity; calcium ion binding. Bases 42 to 2693 code for a protein of 883 amino acids.
UCUUUUAAGUUUUCACAGCUGGAACAGAUUGCAGGAUCGAGAUGGACACAGCACUCCUGCUGUCGGCCUCUCUGGUUGGACUUGCUCUCAUCCUGCUCUCCUUCCCAGAGCACGCUUCAUUAAACAAAUUACUUAACACCUCAGGAACUGUGUAUCUUGGGUCAGUGUAUGUUGAUGAAGCUCUUCAGAGGGCGGCUGAGCUGACUGAUGUUGCAUAUGCCCACACAAAUGAAAGGGUGAAGAAGUCUUUGUCAGAAGGAGCUUUGAGACCCAGUGACCUGCUGGCCCAGUUUAAACAGAUUGAAACCAGAACCAGGAAUCAGAUCAGGGCUGCUGAACUGCUGGACAACACAGUGGAGCUGAUCAGAGAGAUGGUCUACACCAACACUAUGGAGCAGCCCAAGCCUUACGAGCUGCUGAGUGACAGAGAUGUGGAGAAUCUGCUGCAGGUGACGGGCUGCUCCGCUGAGUUGCAGACUCUCAGCUGUCAGACAGACUGUCUGUCUGAGCGCUACAGAUCCAUCACAGGAGAGUGCAACAACAGACAACAUCCAAGAUGGGGGGCUGCAAAUAUCCCAUAUUCACGCUGGUUGCCUCCAGAGUAUGAGGAUGUGUGGGGGACACCCAAAGGAUGGGACCCCAAACACACCUACAAUAAUGUCAGCCUGCCUCCAGUGCGGCUCGUGUCGCAGGAAGUGCUGUUCACCCACAACCACAACAUUUCUGUGGACACCACUCUGUCCCAUCUACUGGUAGACUGGGGCCAAUGGAUAGACCAUGACAUGGUGCUGACACCUCAGAGCCCCAGUACGGCCGCCUUCAAGACAGGAGCUGACUGCACUCACACCUGCAGCCGAGACACCCCCUGCUUCCCCAUUCAGAUCCCCCUGUCUGAUCCUCGUAAUGGAAUCCAGAGCUGCAUGCCUUUCUUCCGCUCUGCUCCCAGCUGUGGUGCUGGAGUACUGCCUCAUCGGCUCCGAGAGCAGCUCAAUGCCAUCACCUCCUUUGUGGAUGCAAGCAUGGUAUAUGGCAGCUCUGCCAGCCUGGCCUCUGCUCUCAGAAACCUCUCCUCUCCUCUGGGCUCCAUGGCCAUCAACUCCCAACACUCUGACGAGGAGCUGGCACACAUGCCAUUCCUGCCUCGCCUGCAGGCUCACCUGGACCCUUGUGGCCCCCGAAACGCCAGCACCUCAGGGGUAUCGGACAGAUCUGUGCACCGGGAGAGCACUACAUCAUGCUUUCAAGCUGGUGACUCCAGAGCAAAUGAACAUCUGGGACUCAUCGCACUGCACACGCUCUUUCUGAGAGAGCACAACCGACUGGUCAAAGAGCUGCACCUGCUUAACCCUCAGUGGAGCCCCGACAGCCUCUAUCAGGAGGCCCGUAAGAUCAUAGGAGCCAUUCAUCAGAUCUUAACAUGGGAGCACUACCUGCCGCGGGUCCUUGGUGAAAGUGCCAUGUCUAAUCUGAUGCCUCCCUACCAGGGCUACGAUCCCGACAUAGAUCCCAGCAUCGCUAACAUAUUUGCAACUGCUGCAUUUCGUUUUGCCCAUGUCACCGUGCAGCCAGUGGUAAACAGGCUGGGGCCAGGAUACAUCCUUAACUCCCAGUAUCCCCCAUUGCCACUUCAUCAUUCACUGUUUGCCUCUUGGAGGGUUGUACAAGAAGGUGGUAUCGACCCUGUGCUGCGUGGCCUGCUGCUGUCUCCAGCCAAGUUGCAGACUCCAGGUCAGAUGAUGGUGGAAGAGUUGACAGAAAGGCUGUUUCAGGCACAGGGAGGGAUGCCUCUGGACCUUGGGGCUCUUAACCUUCAGAGGGGUCGAGAUCAUGGACUACCUGGUUACAGCUCAUGGCGAAGGUUUUGUGGCCUCUCUGUUCCCAACACUACAUCAGAGCUGGCUGAAAUUUUGGGUAACUUUACUUUGGCUCACAAAUUCCAGCUCUUAUACGGGACUCCACACAACAUUGAUGUGUGGGUGGGGGCCAUCUCUGAGCCCGCUCUGCCUGGAGGCCGAGUCGGUCCACUCCUGUCCUGCCUCCUGGCCAGACAGUUCAGAGCACUGAGAGACGGAGACAGGUUUUGGUGGGAGAGGAAAGGGGUAUUCACCAGCACCCAGAGGAGAAGCCUGCACAACAUCUCUCUGUCUCGCAUCAUUUGUGACAACAGCCACAUCAGUCGUGUCCCCAUGGACCCGUUCUCACACACCAAGAGCCCAGAGGACAUGCUGACCUGCUCCCACCCCCUCAUCCCUCACCUUGACCUCAGCCCCUGGAAAGAGCCAGACACUGAUCCCAGCUGUGGUCCAAUACCAAGGAUUCAGUCCGGCUACUCUCUGCUCUGCAACUCUAUGAUUCUCUAUCAGUGUCAGUCUGGCUUCAGGCUGCUGGGUUCUCCGUCAGUCAGCUGUGAUCCAAACAGCCAGCAGUGGAGCUCCCCUCUCCCAACAUGUCAAGAUAUCAAUGAAUGUGAAGAAAUGAUUUCUCCUUGUCCACAACACCUGGAAUGUUUCAACACAGCAGGCUCCUUUAUUUGCUCCGAGCCAUCUUCGCUGUCUGUUGUCUCCAUUGUCGCUGCAGUGAUAGUAGUGAUUGUUGGCGCAGCCGGGCUGGCGAUGAUCAUGAUCUGUUAUCGAAGAUAUUUUCCCAAGACAGAAGAGCUGAUCGCUGCAGAAUGUUGCCAGGGGAACGGUUGAAGUUUUAAUUUUCAUGUAAUAUCUCUGCAUCCCUUUGGUUUAUGUAAAGAACUUACUGUACUAUUUUGUCCUGUUAAUUUAUAAAAAGCUAUGUCACACCAAUGCUGAGCACAUCAGCGCUUAGUUAUUUAAGCAUUGUUGUAGAUGGAUAUUGAUCAGGAUAACUAAACACAUUCAACCUGUAAAACAUGGCCAACUUCACAUUUUGUUCCCUAACUACACAUCAUGAUAGAGCCCAGCCUACGCAUUUGUAAACUCCAAGCCAAACCGUUUCAAUCCGGAAACUAAAGCCUUGUUUGUUCCUAAAACAGAUUUUCAGACCAUAAGGCACCUUUGAGCUGGUCUUAGUGUUUCCUCUGUGUUGUUGAGCCUGAUUUCUGUAAACAAACUGUUGGGCAACAGUGGGUGUGUGUCAGGGUGGCCGAGCAGUUCCCAGUAAUGGCCUGAAAACAUAUCAGUGACAUUUCCUGAGUGUUGUGCUGGGUUAAAAUUAAUGACAAUGAGAUGAGUCAUCAACUUUGUGUACAACAGGGACCUAUAAAUAACACACAGUACAAAGGUGAGAGUCAGGCUAC